Molecule: messenger RNA, 1371 nt
Organism: Brenthis ino (lesser marbled fritillary)
Lineage: Eukaryota; Metazoa; Arthropoda; Insecta; Lepidoptera; Nymphalidae
Source: the annotation of a GenBank genome assembly
AUGACGUUAGUGUCACAUGAAAAUAGUACAUUGAAUCACACAUAUGCGCGUUGGAUAGAUCAAGAAUUAGAUCAUUUUAGUUCAAAAGAAAAUAGAAAGUGGAAAAUGAGAUAUUUACAAAGAAUUGACCUAUGGAGACCAGGUGGACCUAUAUAUUUGUUUGUGGGUGGCGAAAGCAGUGUGUCACCGAUAUGGGCAUCAGCUGGAAUGACGUAUGAAUUAGCAAAGGAAACAAAUGGCGCUAUUUAUAUAUCUGAACACAGAUAUUAUGGUAAGAGUAAGCCAUUUAACAACACAAAUGUAGAAAAUUUUAAAUUUUUGACUGCAAGACAGGCCCUGGCAGACUUAGAACAUUUAUUGAAAUAUAUAAAGCAACAACCCCAAUUCAAGUAUUCUAAAAUUGUAGUUAUUGGUGGAUCAUAUGCAGGAAACUUGGCUGUUUGGAUGAGGUUAUUCUAUCCAGAUGUAGUAGACGCUGUAAUAUCAAGCAGUGCUCCGGUGCUAGCAAAAAAAAAUUUUCAUGAGUAUCUGGAGAAAGUGAAUACUGUUUACGAACUGUUUGGAACACAGGACUGUUUAGAUACAAUAAAACAGAUAUUUCGAAGAUAUGAUAUGCUCUUACAGAGUGCCGAAGGAAUCAAGCAGUUGAAAAGUGAGGAAAAUAUUUGCGAAAAUUGUAAUUUAACUAUUCCAGAGAAUCAACAAACUUUUUUCUCUAAUAAAGUUAAUGAAUAUAUGACGAAUGCUCAAUAUGGUAAUCCGGAUAAAAUUAAAAAUCAUUGUAAACGUCUAAACGACAGUUUACGGAUUAGAUCAGAUGAUGAUGGCGAAAGUAAAAAAUGUCAUAAUUACGACUUUCAAGAAAUGAUUAAUGACGAAGAGUUACAAAAGGAAGAAAACGAAUGGAUUAUAACUUGGUAUUACCAAAUAUGUACAGAGUUUGGCUAUUUUACAACCACGAACUCAAAUAAACAACCGUUUACUAGUAAUAUUCCGCUGAGUUAUUAUGUAAAAAUAUGCACAGCGCUAUUUGGUCCUGAAUUCGAUGAAAAAAGAAUUGACGAUGGCAUAGAAGCUGUGAAUCAAUUGUAUGGUGGGCUAAAACCUAAUGUGACGAAGGUUGUUUUUACAAAUGGGGAUAUAGAUCCUUGGAGUACAUUAAGUAUUUUAGAAGAUCUUUCCUAUAAAGCACCAGCUGUGAUUAUUCCAAGCGUGUCGCACUGCCGAGACAUAGUGUCUAAUAAGAAAAACGACUCUGAAGAGCUCAGAGAAGCAAGAAAAUAUAUCAAAUACUUGGUUAAAGACUGGAUCGGGGCAAAGGAUAAUUAUAAGUUAAAAUUAAUUGAUCAUCAUGUAAUUGUGUCUAAGGGC